This is a messenger RNA of Suillus subaureus, 922 nucleotides long. RefSeq lists its product as uncharacterized. The transcript is spliced from 3 exons. Bases 101 to 778 code for a protein of 225 amino acids. Lineage: Eukaryota; Fungi; Basidiomycota; Agaricomycetes; Boletales; Suillaceae. The record is from RefSeq and is a predicted model, not a curated record.
AUAUCGGUGGCUUCUAUUACAUUUGUAAGAGUCGAUUGUACGUAGUCAUUAUUUCAAUCAUUUAGAUCGAUUUCAUGAUAUCGUAUCCCAACUGACCACCAUGUCAAACCCGUGGACGCAGUACUAUUCUGACAACUUUCGAGUGGUACCUUCUCAGUCUGCUUCUGGAUCAAGCUAUAUAUCAUCACCGAUCUCAUCUACGCCAGUUUCAUCCGCCUCUGCGGCGCCGAUCUUUCAGCAGACAACGAUCACAUCCAACAUUUCACUGCAGCAUCUAUAUGCAGAUGUCAAGGCAAUCCUCCAGUCCGCGGAGGCCUCUCUCGAGGAGCAGAAAAAAAUCUCAAAGGACUUGAAUGAACUGGGCACAACCGUCAAUGCUUUGGAAGGUGUACUUUGUGGUAAUCGCGGCAAGAGGAAGAAGAAAAAGGAGGGGGGGGAUGUGGAUUUAGAUAUUUUACAAUCGGAGGGGGGUAUAGUUCGUCGGUUAGCAACGAUGAAUAGUGCGAUCAACGACUUACUUGCACAUGUCUCUAGAUUGGACACAGCUUCCUGUCACUCUGUAGUGUGCUGCAACGCAAGCACUGCCGCACGUACGCCAUUUCCUCCACUUCAAAAAAAAUACUUGGACACAUCGACGAGUACAGAUGAACCUCUUCCUGCCAGCGCACCACCACCAUGUCUAUUGGAAUUUCGGCCUUGGUUUCCUCCCCUGCAGCGCUCUCCUGAGACACUCGCCCCUGCUAGCUGGAACAUGAAUCGUAUGUAUCUCGUUUUCUAAUUAUCAUCUCAUACUGAGAUUAUAAAUACCACCUUGUCUCAACACCUCAUGCAUUUCGACUACUUUGACUGGCGUUCAUUCACAUAUUACCGGGGUGCACACCACUUCAUCACCGUCGACUUCUCCACGAAUUAUCAUUUCGCC